AUGGUAAAGAUCAAGAUCCCAAUGCUCACCACCUUGAGCUUGUUGAGCGCCACCAUCGGCUGCUCAGCCGCAACUAUCACCAAUAGCUUGCUGUUAUCUUCCAUUGCCGAUCAGCUGUCCCUGCCGGCGUCGACGUGGUCCGCCAACGGCACCCACACGGCCAAGGGAUUCACCUCUCAAUCUGCCGACACACCAUCGGUAGAAGGCUUGAAACAAGACUGCGAUAACAUCAAUCUGAACAAGAAGUUGGCUGUGGAUUUCCGCAGUGAUGUGCUUGGCGACGGUGUGACGGGGUUCUUCUACAAAUGCGAGAAGGUCAACUCCGACACCAACAAGUAUUGGUUCACCAUUAGCGCGGGAGACAAGGCCCAGAUCGAUCAGCUUUGUGAUUCCGACACUACCUACCCGAUUGUCUUCGAUCAGCAACACAAUACUUGGUUCAUUGAUGAGCCCUUCGAUUGUACGCGACGGACCAACCCUACGGACUUCUUCUGA
Molecule: messenger RNA, 495 nt
Organism: Penicillium salamii
Lineage: Eukaryota; Fungi; Ascomycota; Eurotiomycetes; Eurotiales; Aspergillaceae
Source: the annotation of a GenBank genome assembly